AACAGAUCCUCCACUCACGCGGAAGUUGUGACUCUGCACGUAAUGAAUAUGUAUUAGUCCGGGAAUCAUUCUUUGGGACUUCGUGUGAAGUAAAGACGCACUAACCAGGUUUUCAGUCUUAGACAGAGAGAUGUCCGACAGCAGCGGGGCAGUCCUGCUGUCAUAUGAAACACUGGUGCACGCUGUGGCAGGUGCAAUGGGCAGUGUUACAGCAAUGACGGUGUUUUUCCCUCUGGACACAGCCAGGAUCAGACUGCAGGUGGAUGAAAACCGAAAGUCCCAGUCCACCCCCAUCAUUCUGGCUGAGAUAGCGAAGGAGGAGGGCAUAUUGUCUCUGUAUCGUGGCUGGUUUCCAGUCAUUUCUAGCCUGUGCUGCUCUAACUUUGUGUACUUCUACACAUUCAACACAUUGAAGAGAGUGAUGGUCUCGGACCGGUCCAAGCCUGCCAAAGAUUUGCUCAUGGGCUUCAUAUCAGGAGCUGUCAAUGUGCUCCUGACGACUCCCAUGUGGGUGGUGAACACACGACUGAAGCUCCAGGGCGCAAAGUUCAGGAACGAAGAGCUCCAUCAGACCCACUAUAAGGGAAUAUUUGAUGCCUUCUCCCAGAUAAUAGCGAGUGAGGGAGUGGGAACGCUGUGGAACGGGACGCUACCGUCUCUCGUGCUGGUGUUCAACCCCGCUGUGCAGUUCAUGUUCUACGAGGCCAUGAAACGAAGAGCAGCACGUGGAGGCAGGAAGAUAUCAUCAUUUGAGAUCUUUCUCAUCGGAGCCAUCGCUAAGGCUAUUGCAACAUCUGCAACGUACCCUCUGCAGACGGUUCAGGCCAUUCUGAGGUUUGGCCAGUAUAAAUCAGACGGUAAAGGGGGUCUAGUGGGCAGCCUGAGGAACGUGGUUUCUUUGCUGAUGGACCGGAUCAAGAGACAUGGGCUCUUGGGUUUGUAUAAAGGUCUAGAGGCGAAGCUGCUGCAGACCGUGCUGACGGCGGCCCUCAUGUUCGUGGUGUAUGAAAAGAUCACUGCCGCCACGUUCAAACUCAUGGGCCUCCAAAAGAAACUCAAGCACUGAGAUACGGUUAGCCUUCACCACGUGCGCUAAUUAGUGACUACCUCUAAUCCACGCCCUCAAGAGGAGCUCCACACAUCCCAGUAGCCACUGCUACGCUUACAUGGGUUAAUCUGGCCACGGUUUCAGUCCUGCCACAACACAGUUCAGUUUAAAGCAAACAAACGAAAAACAUUUAUUAUCCUGUUUUUAACAUAUUUCUUUUAAAAACUUUACAUUGUUAUUAUGUCUUAAUAUCAGAAACUUGGUUAAUGUUGUAAAACUUCUUAAAAGCCAUAAGUCAAAAUAUGCAACAUAGAGUCUAGCAUUUUAACCCAAUGCAAAUCAUGAGGUUGGUUAUGAGUGUUCCCGAACUUAAAGGAGAUCGUUAAACCCAACAGCUUCAAUCAGUAAUGAACAUUUUAAUCCGUUCCUCACAUAAAGCUUUUCUAUGACUUCAGAAAGCUACAUGGCUCACAUGUUUUAUGUACUACUUUUAUGGUGUACUUUUAAUAUAAAAGAGCAGUGUGAACAUUCUUCAGAGAAUUCUUUGUGCUUCACAGGAAAGUCAGUCUUAUAUACAUUUGGCACAAUCCAGUAGAGCCUUAUGUGCUGCUAUGUCACGUGACAAACCAGCCAAACAAAUUUGUUUUAACAUCAGUAUUAUAAAAGGAGAAAAUCUGGGAGCGAUCAGUACUUCUGCAUGCCAUCUCACUGAUCCUCCACAUCAAUGUUACUGAAAUAGAACUGAAAGCCUGUUUUUGUUUACUUUUGUACAAUUUUGGCAUUACUUGAUGUCCGAUGUAAAAUCUGAGCCCUGGAGGAAAACCGGCUGAGAAGCACCAAUGUAACCGAUGUUUUUCCUUUAUGGUUGCACUUUAACAUCUCUCCCAGUUUAAUUGAGCAUGAGUUUUGUUCAGUCACUUUUAGCAUUCAUGAAAGGCAUUUAAAAGUGCACAUCUCCUCGUAAACGAGCUUGAGGUCAAAGUUGAUUUAUUCACCCCAUACUUGCCUUAAAUCAUGUCUUUUUUGGAGAGAAACUGAAGUCUCACCUGUUGUGUGUCAAUGAAACUGGUUUGUCUUGUGGAGCAUAUACAGUAAAUAUAUUAAAAACUAAAAGCGUUUACAUCAUGAAAUUGCAGCUAAGACUUUGUACUUGUUUCUUUUUCACAAUUUACAGCACAUAUUUUGUACUUUCAUUUGUAUAGCCUCUGUUAUUAAACUGCACUGUACUUUAUGGCAUGUCUAAAUGAAUUUUAAUAAAAGCUAUGAAAGAAA
Molecule: messenger RNA, 2320 nt
Organism: Carassius carassius (crucian carp)
Lineage: Eukaryota; Metazoa; Chordata; Actinopteri; Cypriniformes; Cyprinidae
Gene: slc25a17l
Product: solute carrier family 25 member 17-like
Exons: 9
Coding region: 131-1066 (311 amino acids)
Biological process (GO): mitochondrial ATP transmembrane transport; mitochondrial ADP transmembrane transport
Cellular component (GO): mitochondrial inner membrane; peroxisomal membrane
Molecular function (GO): coenzyme A transmembrane transporter activity; FAD transmembrane transporter activity; NAD transmembrane transporter activity
Source: RefSeq, a predicted model, not a curated record